This is a messenger RNA of Nyctereutes procyonoides (raccoon dog), 6666 nucleotides long. RefSeq names its product nascent polypeptide-associated complex subunit alpha, muscle-specific form-like. NCBI's taxonomy places the organism in Eukaryota, Metazoa, Chordata, Mammalia, Carnivora, Canidae. The annotation marks the transcript as partial. The record is from RefSeq and is a predicted model, not a curated record. The transcript has a single exon.
AAAUUCCGUGUUUCCUAUGAGGCAUGUUGUACCAAGUUGGGCUGCAUAACUCACCUUUGUUUUUUUCCUUCCCUUUUUUAUUCCCCUUUUUGCUUUUCUCCUCCAGCUGUGCUUCCUGUGUCUUCAGCCUUGAGUGUCACUGCUGCCUUAGGGCAGUCUGAACCUACCCUUCCCCCUCCUUGUUCCCUGGCCCCCCAGCAAUGCCCUCUGGCAACCCCUAACCAGCCUUCCCCAUUCCCUUCUCCCUCUGGUGUUGUCUCAACCCCUUUGGAAGCUCCUUUUCCCCAGUCAUCCUCUGGGACAGCCCUGCCUUUGGGAGUUGCCCAUUCCCCCACUGACACCCCAGCUUUCCUACCCAACCUAAGAGGGCCUCCCAUCUCCCCAGCUGCCUUAGCUCUGGCCUCUCCCAUGAUAACUCCGACAAUGAAAGGUGCCCAUUCCUCUUCAGCUCCCUUGGCGCUGGUGGCCUUGGCUCCCCACUCAGUUCAAAAGAGUUCUGCUUAUCCACUUAACCCUCUUAGUUCUCCUCCUUUGAUUGCUGUGGUUGAGUCUGGGUCAGUGACAUCUCUGUCCCCUCCCAUUGCUUUCUUAGAUCCAAAGACCUGUCCUAUUCAAGCUCCCUUGCAAGUAGACCCUAAUCCAAAAGGCACUCCCAUCCCUCCAGGUAUAGUCAGUACUGUACCUUCCCAUCUUGGAACUCCCUUGGCCUCUGUUCAGUCUGGAGUAGCCUCAUGUCCUCAGAUGCCACCCAUCACUCCUCCUCAGUUCAAAGACAUCCCUGUUUCCUCAGCUCUGACUUCUCCACAAAACCCUGAAAGCCUCAGCCUAAAGGGACCCCUUAGUUCACCUGCUGUGUUAUCUCUUUCAACUCAGUCUCUAUCUGUGGCUCCUAGUAUCCCUCCAGUUUCCCUCACUUCUCCAGGCUCUCAUCUUACACCUUUACAUCAGAGUUCUCUUGGUUCUCCUCUUCAGACCUUAGGUCAAACAGGCCCUAAUGUUUUGUCAAAUCCUAAAGUGGAUGCCAUUUCUGCAGAUCAUUCUCCCAUAGGGGCCUCUUAUCCUUCUCAGAGAUCUGUAAUUCCUCCACUGCCUUCUAGAAAUGAGGUGGCUCCUGCUGCUAUGGCUACUUUUCCAGUGGGGGCUUCAGCUUCCCCUCUGGCUCUUUCUGUUGACAAAGAUCCCUCUGCCAUCAUUGACAUAGCCUCCUUUUCUGGCUCAAGUGUAGAUACCUCUUCUCCAUUAUCUCCUACAGGCUCUGUCAUUCUCAAAGGCUCUCCUAAUGUCACUCAUCCUCAGCCUUUGGUGACCCAAAUUCCUCCUCCAGGGAGUCCAAGCUUGAAAGAAACUUCUGUUUGUUCUGUUGCAACCACCCCAUUUGUUAUGACUAACCCCUCUAAAAUUUCUGCAGCACCUACUACCUUUGAAGUAACUACUUGUGUGUCUCCUCCAACUUCAUCAGGUCCCAUAAGUAAUAAGGACUCAGCUUCCCACGCUGCCUUGGUUAUGGCUCCUAUGGCUCCCAAAGAACUUUCUAUUCCUCAAGUGACCCCUCUGGGAAUACCAGUCUCUCCUCUGUCAGCCCCUGAGAACCCCAAAAGUCUCCCUGCAUCAGCCUUGGUAAAGUUACCAACACAAAAAGAUCUCCAAACUGUACCUCUCUCUGCUAUUGGAACCCCUGCUUCACCAGCCCAGGCAGGACUUCCUACCAAGAAAGACUCUACUCUAAUACCACUGGCCCUGGUAGCCCCUAAAAAUCCCCCUGCUCCCCAAAGUAUAUCAUCAUCUCUGGAGAGAACUCUUUCUCCUGAAGCCACCUUAGCAAAGAGAAGCCUUGUAGAGCCUCUCUCUGUAGUUACACAAGCCAGUACUGCUCCCUCUCCUCUGGAUGUUAAUUCUCCAACCUCUGUAAUUAAGACAGAUCCUUGUUCAAGCCCAGACUCCUCUAGUCUGCUUCUCAAAAGUUCUCUCACUAUCCCAGCCGUAGUUACAUUUCCUUUGGAACAUGAUGCCACUGUUGGGGUGGUCCCUACAAUUACCAAAGAUGCCUCCGCUCCUACCGCUAAAGCCAGCCCUAAUCUAGGAGAUGUCUCUUUAGCUCAUAAAAGCCAUCCAGAUAAGAAGGGUAGUUCCACUCUUUCUGUUUUACCUUUGGUUCCUCCAGCCUCGGAAAGUUGCCCUGUGGCUUCAGCUGUGACUUUAUCCUCCCAGAAUGUUUCUGCUUUUUCAGCUGCCGUGGCACUAGCCCCUGAAAUUCCCAAGUCUGAGCCCUUUCCCUCUCUUCCUCAUGGUACAAAGAAAGUUCAUGGUAUUUCUCAAACCUCAGCAUUGGCACCUGUGGCUUCCUCUCCUGAAAGGCACCCAACUAAGGACUCUGGUCUUUCUGUUAAUGCAUCUUCUCAAGGAACUUACUUAGGUGACUCCUCAUCUCCUUUAGGGACUAAGGUGUCUCCUCAAACUAAAAGACGUCCAACCAAGAAGGGUUCAGCUCCUACUACCUUAACUCUUUCUCCUUCUCUUUCUAAAAGUGUUCCUGCUAUCCCUGAUACUCCUGCUGGAAAUCACUCAUCAUCCCCUGUUUCUCCGGUUGAAGCUUCCUUUCUUCCAGAGGCCAAUCUUUCCCUUCAAGCCCCUAAAGGGUCACUGGCCAAGAAGCAUUCACCCACUCCAUCCCCUAGAGAGACCUCAGAUACCCCAUCUCCCAAAGAGGCCUCCAUUCCUCCAGCUGUGGUUCCUUCCUCCCCCAAAGGAGCCCCAGCAACCUCAUCCCCCAAAAAGGCCCAAGCGGCUCCAGCCCCCAAAAGAGGCCCAGCUACUUCAUCUCCCAAAGGGACCCCUACUGCCCCAGCAGUGACUCCUCCCUCCCCCAAAGAGUCUCAAGCAACUCUAGCCCCCAAAAGAACCCCAGCUAACCCACCUCCCAAAGGGACCUCCACUGCCCCAGCAGUAGCUUCUCCUUGCCCCAAAGGGGGCCCCACAGCCCCAUCCCCAGAAAAGACCUCCACUUCCUCAGCUGUGGCUCCUUCCUCCCCUAAAGAGUCUCCAGAUACCCAGUCUCCCAGAGGGGCCCCCACUGCCCUAGCUGUGGCUCCGCCUUCCCCCAAAGGUGGUCUAGCAACCCCAUCCCCAAAAGAGACCUCCACUCCCUCGAUUGUGGCUCCUUCCUCGCCCAAAGACUCUCAAGCAACUCCAGCCCCAAAAAGAACCCCAGCUACUCCACCUCCCAAAGAGGCCCCCACUGCCCCAGCUGUGGGUCCUCCUUCCCCCAAAGGAGGCCCAGCAACCCCAUCCCCUAAAGAAACCUCUACUCCCUCAAGUGUGGCUCCUUCCUCCCCCCAAAAGUCUCCAGCUACCCAUCCUCCCAGUGGGGCCACCACGCCUCAAGCUGUACCUCCUUCUUCCCCCAAAGAGUCUCAAGCAACUCCAGCCUCCAAAAAAAUCCCAGCUACCCCACCUCCCAAAGGGGGCCCAGCAACUCCAUCCCUUAAAGAGAUUUCCACUCCCCCAGCUAUGACUCCUUCCUCCCCCAAAAAAUCCCCAACUACCCAGUCUCCCAAAGGGGCUCCCACCCCCCAAACUGUGGCUCCUCCCUCCAAAGAGUCCCAAACAAUUCCAGACCCCCAAAGAGCCCCAGCUACUCCACCUCCCAAAGGGGGCCCAGCAACCCCAUCCCCUAAAGAGACCUCUACUUCCCAAGCUAUGGCUCCUUCCUCUCCCAAAGAGUCCCAAGCAACUUCAGCCCCCAAAAGAGCCCCAGCUAACCCACCUCUCAAAGGGGCCUCCACUGCCCCAGCUGUGGCUCCUCCCUCCCCCAAAAAGCCCCAAGCAACUCCAACCCCCAAAAGAACACCAGCAGCUCCAUCUCCCAAAGGGGGCCAAGCAACCUCAUCCCCUAAAGAGACCACCAUUCCUCCACCUGUAGCUCCUCCCUCCCCCAAAGAGUCUCAGGCAACUCCAGCCUCCAAAAAAGCCCCAGUUACUCCACCUCCCAAAGGGGCCCCCACUGCCCCUGCUGUGGCUCCUCCUUCUUCCAAAGGGGGCUCGGCAGCCUCAUCCCCUAAAGAGACAUCCACCCCUUCAUCAGUAGCUCUUUCAUCCCCUAAAGAGUCUCCAGCUAACCAACCUCCAAAAGGGGCCCCCAUUCCCCCAGCAAUGACUCCUUCAAAAAAAGCCCCAGCUACUCCACCUCCCAAAGGGGCCCCCAAUGCCCCAGCUGUGGCUCCUCCUUCUCCCAAAGGGGGCUCGGCAGCCCCAUCCCCUAAAGAGACAUCCACCCCUUCAUCAGUAGCUCCUUCCUCCCCCAAAGAGUCUCCAGCUAACCAGCCUCCCAGAGGGGCCCCCAUUCCCCCAGCAAUGACUCCUUCAAAAAAAGCCCCAGCUACUCCACCUCCCAAAGGGACCCCCACUGCCCCAGCUGUGGCUCCUCCUUCUCCCAAAGGGGGCUCGGCAGCCUCAUCCCCUAAAGAGACAUCCACCCCUUCAUCAGUAGCUCCUUCCUCCCCCAAAGAGUCUCCAGCUAACCAACCUCCCAAAGGGGCCCCCAUUCCCCCAGCAAUGACUCCUUCAAAAAAAGCCCCAGCUACUCCACCUCCCAAAGGGGUUCCCCCUCCCUCAACUGUGGCUCUUUCCUCCCACAAAGAGUCUCUGGCAACUUCAGCCCCCAAAGGGGCCCCAGCAACCCCAUCUCCCAAGGGGGCCUCCGUUCCCCCAGCUGUGGCUCCAUCCUCUAAAGGAACCCCAUCCUCCAAAGCUGCCUCAGCAACUCCAUCCCCCAAGAGAGCCCCAGCUACCCCAUCCAAAGAUGCCCCCACUUCCUCAUCUGAGAUUCCUCCCUCACCCAAAGAGGCCCCUACGUCUCCAGUUUCAGUCACAUGUCCCUUGGGGUCCGUUGCCCCUCAGGCUUCUAAAGGCCUACCAGUAAAGAAAGGCUCUACAGCUCCCUCUGAGAAAGGUCUCCUGGCCAAGAAGAAUUCUGCUUCACCUCCUGUGUGCCCAGAUCCUUCGGCUAAGAAUGGUACUAAAGGACCCCUUUCUACAGAGACAGUUUCUGCUCAAAAAGUCUCUUCAAAGACUCCCAAAACCCUCCCUGUUUCUCCAUUAAAAAGCAAAGAUUCUUUUCAUUCCCCAAAAAGCCCUUUGGCUCUUCCUCCUGAGUCUGUGACGUCUCCUCCUCUAGCAACAGUUUCCUCUGAGAAAGUCCUUUCCAAAGCUGGAUCAGCACCUGUCUCUCCAGCACCCACCCCAUCAGUCUCUCUGCCUCUCGCUCCCUCCCCAGUCCCCCCUCUGCUUCCUAAACAGCAAUUUCUGCCGUCCUCACCUGGGCUGGUGCUGGAAUCACCCUGUAAGCCCUCAGCCCCUGCUGAUGAGGAUGAGCUGCCGCCUCUGAUUCCCCCGGAACCAAUCUCGGGGGGAGUGCCUUUCCAGUCGGUCCUCGUCAACAUGCCCACCCCCAAACCUGCUGGGAUCCCUGCCCUAACCCCCUCUGCCAAGCAGCCUGUUCUGAAGAACAACAAGGGUAUUUGCCUUGGUUUGCUGUGUGCAUGGUGUGUCGCCCACACCCCUCCUGGGGCUACCCACCAAUACUAACCCUAGGAUGCGCCGCUUUCUCCAGUAUAUCUGCUUGUGUUUGGACAUAGAACAUAGAGUGAUAAUUUUAAAUGCAAAAGCUCUAGGAAUGUGUAACAAUCUUGGUUUUCAUCACCUCAGAUAGUCUGUUUUGUAUCAUCAUCUAUAAUACAGUCCAAGCUAACUACGAAUCUGCUAUCUUUUCUACCUAAAUGAUCUGACAUUGAAAACCAAGACCUAUUAGGCCUUUUAAUUUGCUCUAAUCUCUACCACAUAACUAACCUUGUCCCUGGGCCUGGGAUUUGCUAAAAUGUUGGGAAAUAUGGAACUACUUGAAUUUCUUUUCACAUCUUCGAUUUAGUAAUGACCAGUGCCCAAGGGACUUCCUUUUCAAGACUUUUUUCCUAGCCUGAGAAUGGUGCAGGUGUAUGCUUUUUUUCUCUCAGUAGUCUUUAUUGAUGCUUGGCCUUGUGAUUGAGGUAAAUGUAAAAUAUGUAAAUUAUAUUUGGAAGAAAUGGGAGAGGUCACAGGAUAGGCUCUAACAGAGGUGACUGUUAGAAUUGUAGGUUGGCAAUCAUUGAAAAUCAUCAAGUUAUAUUGAUGAAACCAAAUUGCUAGGGUAAGUAGUUUGAAAGUAAAGCUGAAUGUGUGUACACAACUGCUUCUGGCCUUCCCCAACCCAAUAUAAAGGAUGAAGGGAAAGUGUCCUCCCUGGUCUACUUCCACAAUGUGAUCUUAUUUAUCUGGAGAUACCUUGUCUGCUAGAACCUUUGGGGGGUGGUUGGGCUGUUGGGUAGAAUUUGGAGUUAUAUAGGUCAUUGGUAUUGGCGUGUGCCAAGUGAAGACCGAGAGAAAGGAAGCAGUUACAGUUGAUAAACUGCUUGGCUGUAACUAGUAAUCACCUCCUAUUUCUGGGGCUAGGUCUUUAAUGGAUGUGUACACACUAGUUUGGCUAAGUUGGAGGCUGUCAGGCUGGCUUCACACAAGUCAGUUGGUUUACAUUUAACUUUGUGAGGUCUAGCAUAAGCCAGUGACCUCUAAUCCAGGCAGGCUGUGGUGAGGUGCCUCCUCCUUAUAAUCUAUUAUAAAAUAAUAAAAGUUAUU